Messenger RNA from Anopheles merus, 2893 nucleotides. RefSeq lists its product as uncharacterized. Gene Ontology annotation, molecular function: serine-type endopeptidase activity. Bases 56 to 2839 code for a protein of 927 amino acids. The transcript has 10 exons. The record is from RefSeq and is a predicted model, not a curated record. Gene Ontology annotation, biological process: proteolysis. NCBI's taxonomy places the organism in Eukaryota, Metazoa, Arthropoda, Insecta, Diptera, Culicidae.
GAGCUGUAAUAAGGCUAGAGUAAGCUACUAGUUGCAAUUCAGCAGUGCUAGGAGGAUGGUGUCACGAUUGGUACUGUUUGCGGUGUUAUCGCUUCUUUGCAACUGCAUUGAUGCUUUCCACAACCUGUUUCCAAUCGACAUUGGCUUAAGUGAAGAAGAUCCUUUUUUAACCAAUGAAAGGGAAGAGUUUGACGAUUGUCAUCUACGUUACAUGCGAUAUGGAAAAGAUGAAUUAGACAUCCCCGACCCACUUCGGACCUAUGAAGAGCCUCGUGAUUACAGCCACAUUGCUACCAUUGGAAGGAGACGGAACGGAGGCACAAUCGAUUGGACAUGCAUGGGUGCACUGAUAUGGGACAGCUUUGUGAUUACUUCAGCUCAAUGCACUACAGAUGAAGGGAAUGGAAUACCAAGUGUCGUUCGACUAGGAGGAACCAAAUACGUGCAGGUGAUAAAUAUCAAGGAAGUCAUACGACAUCCUGACUUUUUGCCAAGUAAUGGUCAAAAUGAUAUCGCUCUGAUUCAGUUGGACAGGAAAAUCAUAAUCAACGAAACAGCUGUACCUACAUGCUUUUGGCUGUUUGACGGGGUACCUUUUCAGAAGCUUGACUCUAUUCGACGUACAGCUGCAAGUAGAAGGGAACAAACACCUGAAUUCGUAACCGAGCAGAUGACCACAGUGAAUGUAAAAAGUGAAGACUGCUUUGCACCAACGACACGCAAUCAGGGACUUCCAGAGUCACGGCUUUGCAUGGAAACAUUGAAACAAAAUGCAGACAACUGCCAGGAUACACAAGAAGGCAAUCCUUUACAAGCCCGGCUGCUACAUAACUUUCAAACCAGCCCCUUUCUGAUUGGCCUAGUGACUUCCAGCUUUUCUUCUGGUUCAUGUAAUCGUCGACGAGGAUAUACGAAGAUCGGAUCCCAUCGUGACUGGCUGAUGCAGGUGUUGCUAGACCGAAAUGUAUCUGUAACUCCGGAAGAUUUCUUCCCGGUGGUUUGCGCCAAUCGUUUCCGCGGAUUACGGCCACGAUCAGAUAAACUGGUGUUGGAACGGAACGGAGAUAUCCCAGUCAAUAGUAUACAGGUGGAAUUUGUCCGUGACAGAGACUUGCAGUAUAUAGUGCAGUUUAAAUGGCCAUCGGAUGCUAAAAAUGUGCCUCAAAUGAAUUGUGCCGGUACGUUCGUUGAUCAGCAAACGGUUCUAACAUUGGCAGAAUGUGUCAUCGCUACUACACCGGAAGGAGUUCAACCAACAGAUGUAGUUCAGGUUUCGCGGUUUAGAAAUACGUCAUACCCUAUUAAAUCUAUUACUGUGCAUCCUCAUUAUAAUAAAAGCUCUCAGAAAAACAAUAUUGCAGUGGUCAAAUUGCAAUCUCGUCAAGAUGUAGUUCCAGCAUGUGUGUGGACGCACAGGAUCCUACCGGACAGGAGAGUUGACUUGACUGGGGCUGGAAUGAGCUUUUUAAACAACUUUCAAGAAUCCAUCUUCGUGGAGGACGACUUCACCAAUGCCUUUGUACAACCUGCGAUGGAUCACUAUCCCUGGGCGAACUGCUCAACCGAGUUGAGGCAGCUGAUGGGUGGCAAUCGUUCAUUGGAUGGUUUGACAAAAAAUGAACACUUAUGUUUCCGCAGUGAUCAAUGGAUAGUACCGGGUGUAUGCGAGGAUGUUCCAGGAGCACCAGUACUGCGUUACAUUAAUCGUGCUGGUGCCUUCUUCAAGUACGUAUACGCGUUGACCGUUGCAGGUCAGACUUGUGGCCAUGGAAUACCGACAGUCGCACUACAACUAGCACCGCACGCCGCCUGGUUGCGAUCCGUCAUUCUUGAAAAAAGUAUCUCUGGUGGACAGAAAGCUUCAGAAUCAGUGAUUGUAAUCAAUCCGGAUCUGAAACGAAGUGAUGAAUGCAGCAAUGGGGAUGGUACAAUGGGUAUUUGUGUACCGUAUGCAAUGUGCCUUAGCACUAAGGAACGCUUGCGCAAAGGUGAACGAGUGACACUUUGUACGGACGGUACGGUCGUUUGCUGUCCAUGGGGUGAUAUUGCGAGAAAUUCUGGCGGUGAUCUAAUUCGCACCGAGCUCGACAGCUGUGAAAAUCGUUAUCAUUCUUUACGUCGUCAGCGCUAUUCGGGAUUUAGUCAAAACGAAUCCCUGUACAGCAAUCUACCCCAUGUAGCCGAAGUCGGUUGGCCUCAGAACAAUGGAGGGAUCGCGUUUGAGUGUUUUGGAUAUCUAAUCACCUCCAGUAUAAUAGUAACGAGUGCCCGUUGUUUAGAAACGUACUCUUACAAACCGGUAGUGGCACGAAUUGGAUCAGUGCAAUCCGCUGACUCAUCGAACUACGUUAUCCAGACUAUUCGUCGGGUUCGUGUGCAUGAAGACUACGACUCGCAAACUGGUGCCAACAACAUAGGGUUGCUAAUUCUUGCAGCGCCGAUAGAAAAUAAUGAAUAUCAUUUCCCAGGAUGUUUAUAUCGGAAUAACACCCAUCUACCUACGCGACAGUUUGCUAUAGGCGAUGAUCGAGAUGCAACAUUUUUCUUGAAAGUAUCGCCUCUUUAUCAGAGCGAGUGUCAGCAGCAUUUGACAGUGCCGCUCGUUUCUGGGCAGAUGUGUCUACUGAAAGCUCAACCGGAAGGAGUGUACAAGCCAAGAAAUAAGUGCCUUAGAACUGGCGAUGUGAUUGUGUGGGAGCAUCGCACUGAGGAAGAGGAUGUAAUGGACGUCGUGUAUUUGGUAGCUCUUUUUAGCCAUGGUGGUUGUGAUGUGGAAAAGGUACAGAUUGGAACACGAAUUUCAUACUAUUAUGAUUGGAUAAUAGCGAAUGGUAAAUAGUGAAAUGAUCAAGGUUAUAAACAAUAAAUCGAAAUACUCAAACUUCCGAUGUAC